GUGGGGACAACCUCCCUCCACGUGUAUUUCUACAGGAGAGUUUUAGCUUUCUUUCGAAUACGGAGGACAGUUCUGCUGGGUCCUUCUGAGGGCGGCACUCCCAUGAAGCUGACAUAACCGCACCUGGCCCCCACGCUCACCUGCACAGUUUUCUUGGGCGAUGAAGCUGCUUGGCCUCUCUCUACUCGCAGUGACCAUUCUGCUUUGCUGUAACAUGGCUCGACCUGAAAUAAAGAAGAAGAACGUUUUUUCCAAACCUGGCUAUUGCCCAGAGUAUCGGAUUCCCUGCCCCUUUAUCCUUAUACCUAAAUGCAGGCGUGAUAAAGGCUGCCAGGACGCCCUGAAGUGUUGCUUCUUCUACUGCCAGAUGCGCUGUGUGGAUCCAUGGGAGAGCCCAGAAUAGACAAACCUGAGAAGACACGUGUGAUUGAGUUUCAGCUGAGGAUAGCCAGCCUCUGCUUCCUCCUCGGAGAGGCCCAUCCUGAAACCAAAGAUUAAGUGCUUGUUAAUAUGAGUAUAAAAUAAAGGAAUAAAGUGUUGUGUA
This is a messenger RNA of Mus caroli (Ryukyu mouse), 544 nucleotides long. Its product is annotated as WAP four-disulfide core domain protein 15B. The record is from RefSeq and is a predicted model, not a curated record. NCBI's taxonomy places the organism in Eukaryota, Metazoa, Chordata, Mammalia, Rodentia, Muridae. Gene Ontology annotation, cellular component: extracellular region. Gene Ontology annotation, molecular function: peptidase inhibitor activity.